UGCGACGCGGCGCACAACCGAGGAAGCGCAGUGGAGAGCUGCCAAAAACAUCCGCUGGAGAGGAUGGCUAGCUAAAUAAGUUAACCUAGAAUAAGAUACCACUCCGCCAAGGCACCGUCGUUCUAGGCAUUACAUAGGUACCCAAGUGUGGACUUGUUUUCAGCAUUUCUUAUGUGACACACAAAAGAGGAUCCAUGUCUUUUCUUCGUUGGGUAACUGAGAAAUUGAGUGUGGAGAGCCUGCGGGAUUUGGAGUUAUUCGGAGAGCAAGCUCAGGGACUCUCUCACAGGAAAGCCCAUGAGGACAGCCAGGAGAGUCUGACCUCCCUCCCACGUCGGGACACCAUGGGCAGCUUCCUCCCUGACAGUGGCUCCUACGAGCUCCUCACCAUUAUAGGUCGGGGCUUGGACGACUUGAUGACAGUGAACCUGGCUCGAUACAGACCCACUGGGGAGCACGUAGCCAUCCGACGGAUUGACCUCGAGUCCUGCACCAACGACAUGGUUACAUACCUACAGGGUGAACUACACGUGUCAAAGUUGUUUCACCACCCCAGUAUUUUACCCUACAAGAGUGUCUUUAUAGCAGAAAAUGAGCUGUGGGUCAUCACCCCCUUCAUGGCUUAUGGGUCAGCCAGAGAUCUGAUCUGCACGCAUUUCACUGAUGGUAUGAGCGAGCUGACCAUCGCAUACAUUUUGCUGGGAAUGCUCAAAGCUCUGGAAUACAUCCACCACAUGGGAUACGUACACCGGAGUGUGAAGGCCAGCCAUGUGUUGAUUUCAGCAGACGGACAGGUCUGCAUGUCGGGUCUACGGAGCAUCUUCAGUCUGAUCCGUCAUGGUCAGAGGGCCAGAGUCGUCCAUGACUUCCCCCAGUACAGCGUCAAGGUGCUGCCCUGGCUCAGCCCUGAGGUGCUGCAGCAGAACCUGCAGGGCUACGACUCUCGGUCAGACAUCUACAGCCUCGGCAUCACAGCCUGUGAACUGGCAAAUGGACACGUCCCCUUCAAAGACAUGCCAGCUACACAGAUGCUGCUGGAGAAGUUAAACGGAACAGUGCCAUGUUUGCUGGACACCACCACCAUCCCACCAGAGGAACUGUCACUGAAACCGUCUCGCUCUGGGGCCGACUCUGGGAUCUGUGAGGGUCCGGUAGCUGGAGGUGUUCGCCACUCCAACGGAGAGCCCUCCUCAUCGUCCGGUGGGCAUCCAUACAACCGCACGUUCUCCCCACUCUUCCACGCCUUUGUCGAGCUGUGUCUGCAGCGAGACCCAGAAAAGAGACCGUCUGCCUCCACUCUCACAGGCCAUCCCUUCUUCAAACAGAUCAAAAGGCGGCCCUCGGAGGCACUGCCUGAGCUAUUACGGCCCGUGUCACCUAUCACCAGCUACGAGAGCUCCCAGCUGCAGGGCUCCCCAUCUGGACUGGCUAGUCUGGAGUCGGGUUUCAGCCACUUGGAGGUGGAUGAUUGGGACUUCUGACAGUGGAGGACUUUGGGGGGAGGCACUUGUAGGAUCCCGACAGGAAUCUCUCUGAGCAAACAGGACGAGAUCUGUUUUUGUAUUGGCCCUGAUGUAAAUAAUUCAAAUGUCAUCCUAAAAGGAAUUUGCUGUUCUCAGACAGAGGUUAAAAGCCAGCAGCCAUCUUGCCUCUUUUUGAUGUGUCUCGCACGCUUUGGUUCUCUACAUACGCACAGACGUUGCACUGCACUGACAGCCUCUCUCUCUUUAUUACUUACCAAACACACACACACUUACCUGUUUACAGAUUUUAGUCACACAUGGAGCCAAAACACGACUGGACUCCUCUAUUCCUCAUGCUGAGGUUUCCAGAGGAAGGUCCAGGAUCUACCUGUAGCCUAAACCUAAAGAUUCACAUCAGGUGAAUCAGUGGGAAGCUGCUACUAAAUAUUCAGAGGGGGCACUCUACCUCUUGUCUGAUCAUGCCCGCUUGAUGCGACCCAUCUGCUCGGUGAGACCACCAUAAGGGUGCACACGGGUCCUCUCUCAGCUCUCUCUACACCAUAUGGAAGGCUUUGACUUUGUCGUUGUUGUUUUUGAGGGUCAACUAAAUGAACAGCAUGUAUACAAAUUUCUUAGCUCUUUGCCUGCGCUAUAGUGUAAACUACAUCUCAUGCUUUACGCAUCACUUUUGUUGCACAGAGGUCUGGCAUAAUGUCUGUUAGGUUUAACCUUCAAAGCAUAGAAGUUUGUAUUUUCUUGAACUUGGGUGUGAUGUUACUUCUGUCAAACGUGAAUGUUACAUUGGUGCUUGUUUUGUCUGCUUGUACAUUUGAAAGUGAGGGCAAAGCAAAGUGUUGCAAAUGUCAAACUUGAGUUUUAACAAUAAACAUUGUUACUUUGA
This is a messenger RNA of Acanthopagrus latus (yellowfin seabream), 2364 nucleotides long. RefSeq names its product STE20 related adaptor alpha (gene strada). The coding region runs from base 195 to 1481 and encodes 428 amino acids. Lineage: Eukaryota; Metazoa; Chordata; Actinopteri; Spariformes; Sparidae. The transcript has 13 exons. Gene Ontology annotation, biological process: protein phosphorylation. Gene Ontology annotation, molecular function: protein serine/threonine kinase activator activity; protein kinase activity; ATP binding. The record is from RefSeq and is a predicted model, not a curated record.